UGAAAAAAAUCCAAUCAAUCUGUCACUGUUCACUGAACAGAAGGGAAGUGCGUCGAAAAAAAUUAUCAAAUAAAAUCGCACGACCACGUUUGCAAGACGUAAUAUUUCGGGUGUAAAUUGGAAUUAUGAUAUGACAAAUACUAAGUGCUUUUAAAUUUAUAUUUCGGUAAAUAUAGUGUUGAACAAUGGCUGUUGGCGGAAGGUUACGACGAUUUCUACCUGCCUUCUUGGAGUGUUUGCUUCUUUUGCAAUUAGUGGAAUACAUACCGUCAGCAUCGGCGGAAGGUCACUGCGUGUGGUACGGUGUGUGUACCAACGCCACAGAAUCCAAGCAGCUCAACUGUUACUAUGAUGGACCGGCGUUACCCGUUGAGGAUGCGGCGAAGGACAUCCUCAAAAAGUACUGUCCGGACAUCGCCGCCGGCGGCGUGUCCUGCUGCAACUACCAGCAGUUGAACAACUUGAAUGAAAACAUCGGUAUAGCUGAGAACCUGCUGGCGCGGUGUCCCUCCUGCAUGGACAACUUCGUCAAGCACAUAUGUGGCAUGACGUGCGCCGUCGACCAGAGCAACUUCAUCAAGCCGAUCCUCGAACAGUUCAAUUCCACUCACAAGCGUAUUAAAGAGAUUGAUUACCACCUCGGAUCCACUUACAUGGCUGCUACAUUCAACUCUUGCUCGCAGGUGCAAUAUCCGAGUACGAAUCAGCUUGCGUUAGACCUGAUGUGUGGCGACGCCGGUGCGGAGUACUGCACGCCGCAGUUGUGGUUCGACUACAUGGGCGACAAGCAAACGCCGAAGGUGCCCUUCCAGAUCAACUAUAUCGGCGGAGAUGAGCCGGUAGAUGGAUUCACGCCGUACAACCCGCCGACGAGGGCGUGCAAUGUUGGAAUUAAUGGCCAGCCGGGCUGCUCGUGCCUGGACUGCGAGCGCUCGUGCCCGGCGCCGGCGCCGCGCCCCGCGCCGCCCGCGCGCUUCAGCAUCGCCGGCGCCGACGGGUACGCCGUCAUCAUGGCCAUCGUCUUCCUCAUCUUCACCACGCUGUUCCUCAGCGGCGUGUUCUGCUGCAACCAACCGGGGGCUGAUGUCGACGGGUGGCGCGGCGAGCGAGGCGCCGGGCCCGAGGCCAGCCCGCUGCAUCACCGGGCCAGCGUAGCUUCAGAGAACAACCAAGAGAUGUCGUCUCCGCCGCCGGCGGGAGGCUGGGCGGAGGAGCAGGCGGAGGGCGGGCCGGCCGCGGCCUCGCUGUUCGAGAGGCUCGGCGCCGCCACCGAGACGCACCUCGAGGACUUCUUCCAGUGGUGGGGACUCAACAUGGCCUCCAGGCCGUGGCUCGUGCUGUUUAUGGGUCUGUGCGUGGUGGUGGGUCUCGGCCACGGCAUCCGCUACUUGGACGUGACCACCAACCCCGUGGAGCUGUGGGCCUCGCCCAACUCGCGCUCGCGCCUCGAGCGGGAGUACUUCGACUCGCACUUCGAACCGUUCUACAGAACCGAAAUGCUGAUCAUCAGCUCUAAGGGUCUGCCGAAGAUCGAGCACACCACCCCCGCCGGCGACACCAUCACCUUCGGACCCGUGUUCAACUCCACCUUCCUCAAAGACGUACUGGACUUACAGAACAAAAUCUUGGCAUUAGGCAAUGAGACAGGCAUCGAAGACAUAUGUUUCGCGCCGAUAACGUCGCCGUUCCGCGGCCCCACGGAGCCCAAGGACUGCGCCAUGCAGACCGUGUGGGGUUGGUGGCAGAACGACAUCGACAACUUCGAGGAGGACACGUAUCUCGACCACGUGGCCGUUUGCGUCGGCAACCCGUACAACCCCGACUGCCUGUCGGACUACGGCGGGCCCGUGCUGCCGGCCGUGGCGCUGGGCGGCUUCCUGGCGCCGGCCGAGCCGCUCAGCAAGCGCGCGCGCUACCACGACGCCACCGCGCUCAUCAUCACGCUGCUCGUCAACAACAAACACGACCCCAAACAGCUGGCACCAGCACUGGAAUGGGAGAAGGAGUUCAUACAAUUCAUGAAGAACUACACGGAGACGCAAAUGCCUCCCUACAUGGACAUCGCUUACACUUCAGAGCGAUCCAUCGAAGACGAGCUUGAACGCGAAUCGUACUCGGACAUAUCGACUAUCCUCGUCUCUUACUUCAUCAUGUUCGCGUAUAUCGCCAUCUCGCUCGGACGUUUUACUGGAUUCUCGAGGUUGCUUAUCGACAGUAAAAUCACACUCGGUCUUGGAGGCGUCCUUAUCGUGUUGGCAUCUGUGGUGUGUUCGAUCGGCGUGUUCGGUUUCGUCGGCGUGCCGGCCACGUUGAUCAUCGUCGAGGUUAUCCCGUUCCUGGUGCUCGCCGUCGGAGUCGAUAAUAUCUUCAUUCUGGUGCAGACUAAUCAGAGAGACGCCAGGCGGCCCAACGAGUCUGUCGCUGAGCAUAUUGGAAGGACGCUGGGCCAGGUGGGUCCGUCGAUGUUCCUGACGUCGGUGUCGGAGGUGGUGUGCUUCUUCCUGGGCGCGCUGUCGGACAUGCCGGCCGUGCGCGCCUUCGCGCUGUACGCCGCCGUGGCGCUGCUCGUGGCCUUCCUGCUGCAGGUCACCUGCUUCGUGGCGCUGCUCGCCGUCGACACGCACCGCCAGAACGCCAACAGAUUUGACAUUUUCUGCUGCGUGCAAGGCACUAAAUCGGAGGUGGUAGAAGGGUACGACGGCACGCUGUACAACCUGUUCAAACACUUCUACGUGCCGUUCCUGAUGAAGCGAGAGGUCCGCGCUUCCGUCAUGAUCAUAUUCUUCGCUUGGCUGUGCUCUUCUGUCGCUGUGGCUCCGCACAUAGACAUCGGUCUUGAUCAGGAGCUGUCGAUGCCGCAGGACAGCUUCCAGUUGAAGUACUUCCAGCACCUGACGCGGUACCUGAACAUCGGGCCGCCGGUGUACUUCGUCAUCACCGAGGGGCUUGACUAUUCCGACCGAGGGACGCAGAACAUGGUCUGUGGAACUAGAUUCUGUAGGCCGGACAGUGUCGCCAAUCAGCUGUAUGCUGCUUACCGACUACCAAACGAAACAUACAUAGCGCAGCCGCCGAACUCAUGGCUCGAUGACUUCUUCGACUGGGCUUCUAUCCCGUCCUGCUGCAACUAUUUCCCCACCAACAGCAGCUUCUGUCCCAGCGAUAUCGGCAGUCGCGGCGGCUGCAUGCACUGCAACAUCUCGCUGACGGGGUUGGACCAGCGGCCCGGCCCGUCAGACUUCUCGCACUACGUGCCGUACUUCCUGCAGGACAACCCGUCGGCCUUCAGCGGCUGCGUGAAGGGCGGCCACGCUGCGUAUGCGCACGCCGUCAACUAUCGCCGAUACAACGCCACCGCCGCCACCGUCGGUGCCACCUACUACCAGGGCUAUCACAGCGUGCUGAAGACCAGCCAGGACUACUACUCCGCCCUGCGAGGAGCCCGCGCGGUCGCCGCCAACCUCACCGAGACCCUCAACAGGAAUCUCAACGAGGGCGGAUACAACACCACCGUCAGCGUGUUCCCGUACUCUGUGUUCUACGUGUUCUACGAACAGUACCUGACCAUGUGGCCUGAUACUCUCAAGUCGAUGGGUAUCUCUGUGCUGUCGAUAUUCAUCGUCACUUUCAUAUUGAUGGGCUUCGAUUUGUUCUCGGCUUUGGUUGUAGUGGUCACAAUCACGAUGAUAGUGGUGAACCUCGGCGGUCUCAUGUACUGGUGGGGAAUCAGCCUCAACGCCGUGUCACUUGUCAACUUGGUGAUGGCGGUGGGCAUCGCGGUGGAGUUCUGCUCGCACCUGGUGCACAGCUUCAGCGUGUCGCGCGGCGCGGGCCGCCUCGAGCGCGCCGCCGAGUCGCUCACGCGCAUGGGCUCGUCCGUGCUGUCCGGCAUCACGCUCACCAAGUUCGGCGGCAUCAUCGUGCUCGGCACCGCCAAGAGCCAGAUAUUCAGCGUUUUCUACUUCCGUAUGUACCUCGGCAUCGUGCUGUUCGGCGCGGCGCACGGACUCAUCUUCCUGCCCGUCAUGCUCAGCUAUAUCGGUUCGCCGGUGAACAAACAGAAACUGGCCAAUCAGAUGCUCCGCGGCAAGGAGAUGGGCGUGGCCGAGACCUCACUCACACGAGCAUAACCCGGCGCCGGGGACGCUGGCGUGUGUUGUCGCGGCGCGGCCCCACCUACGGCAGUCUAGACUCGACGGCGAGCGAGGUCCGACCCUCCGGCAGCGGUCUCAUCAACGGCUUCACCGAGGAGAUGUGACCAGCGCGGCUGGCAGUCGGAAACUGAGAUUUACAUUUGAUUGGUCCUUCACAUCGCAUAGUUCGAAAUUGCCGAUAGAUGGCGCUGUUAUUAAUUGGUGAAGAGUGUCGUUUGAUAUUUUUCAAAUUACAGUUAUACCUAAAUGUCUCAUUAUCUCAUGUUCUCAUUCAAGUAAUUAGGCGCGUCUCACCCCUUACCAGACCUUAAAACAUAAGGAUUUCAUUAAGAGAACGUUAGUGAGAGAUAUUAAUAUAUUUUCCAAUUUUAAUGGAAUGUAGUUAGUAUCGAAAGCAUACAAGAUAAUUGGUUGUUAUGACACUUUGGUUUGACAAAUAUGUGGGUUAGAAUGACUGAUCAUCACCUACCAUUGCUUAAUAUAACGCCUUUGUAAACAAUACAUAUCUUUAUAAAAAAAUCAAAUGUAAAUCUUAGUUUUGACGGAUUUAGCAAAUUUCUUAGGUAAGGACAUUGGUAAAGUGACUUAGUGAAAGUAAGUAAUCCUCAUAUAUUGCCACGGAAGUAAAUGUAAAAGACUAAGGGUAAAUUUACAUUUUUUACUCUUCAACUUUUACCAAAGACUUUUACCUCUGACUUAGAUGAGGUUGUAUCAUUGGAAAGGUAAAGCAUAUAAAUAUGAUCCAAAUUGUAUAUAAUUAAUAAACAGCCUAUAGUAGGCAUGUUCAAAUUUCUCUAUAUUAUAAUAUAUAACAUUUAAAACAUUAAACCUUUAAUUCUUAAGACGUCAUACAAUAUGAUAGUUCUUUCCAGCUUAAAGCUUUUGAUGCGUUUUUUAUAUCGACGAAUGAAACUAGGUAAUGGGAUUUUAAAGUAACUAGACAUAAAUAAGUGGUUUGAAGACUUCCACUCGGUAUUAUAAGGCUUUAUUACUAUGAAAAUUGUUUGAAAUGACCGCAUAAUAAUGCAAUGAUAAGAAAGGUCUAUGUCGCACCGUGUUGGCGUGUUCUGGAAUCUAGGCUAAUAGAUGGAUAAAAACGGGUAUGUUACAAAUAGAUUUGUGUGAAAUUAGACUUCCACCUAGCUGUCAGGUAGGUAUUUGAAAUAAGGCAAAGAAUUGUUGCUUUGAAAAUGAAAUCGUUUAUGAAUGGUACGGUUAGUAUUAAUAUAAUGGCUUAAAUACAUUUAAAUGAUGAGAAACUAAAGAAUAUUGGUAUUUUGAUCAUUACACAAGCUUUUUAUUAAAUUGUGUAGUUGAAUACUCGGCAAGGCUGAACUAUUAUUUUGCCUGUGCCUUUUAAUGUCAAUUUCUCGCUAAGAUAAAGUGGUUAUUGUUUUAAAAAACGUCUAUAACCCCAGAAAUUGAAUAAUAAAUUAAAUUGUGCGGAUAAUAAUAGGGUUGACUACAUUUCUUGGCUUGAGCAGGCCUUAAUGUUUGUAUAUUCGAGUUGGAAUGCAAUUUAUCGAUAACUUUAUAAGUAAAAUAGAUUUGGGUUUUAAUUAUUUAAGGAGAGAUAAGUACGUGUGUCUGUGCGUUCUUGUUACAGUUGUUGUUGCUAGUUGCGUGUUGCAUGGUACACUAUAUGCAUUGUUCGUUGCGACGAUGAGACCAAAUUUUGUACGCGGUCAGAGACUUUUUAGUAUGGAAGGAUAAUGUUUUUAGUAUCGACGUUAGUUAAAUACCUAGGUAAUAGAUGUCGAGAGACCUAAAAUAUAUUAAAUACAUUUUUUGAUAUUACAUGUUCGUAAAACUAGUGAAAAUUAAUAUCUUCCGAUGUAGUUUUGUUUCUGUGAUAGCUUUUCGUUUAGAUCUUAGUGCAAAGUUUUGUCAAUUAACAUUUAAUGUCAUUAAUGAUUUUUAUCUUUGAUAUUUCUUUGCGCAUGAGUUAUCAUACUAAAGUAUUGAAGACAAAAAUCAAUAAUAAUUUUCAUUGAAUACGUUGCUGACUAAACGGUAACAACUGUGUACCGAUAUCACAUUUUAAUUUAGAUCUCCACUGGUAGUUUCAAGUACCAUUGUAAUGUAAGGCUCGAAAUAUCUCCACAUUAGGUACUAUUUUUCGAAGAUUUUUGUACAUACUCACAUUUUCUUGUCUGUAAUAUCCCGUAGUGUGCAGUACUUAUGAUUAGUGUCAAAUUAGCAGCGACCAUGAGUAAAUUAAUUUAUUAAUACGUAUAUGCUCGUGAUCAUGUUUAAAAUGAUGCCAAUAUGUCUUUCUUUUUUCUUUCAUUAUAUCCACACAAUACUUGCCUCAAAACAGAAUUGUCGCGUUGCAGUCAAAAUAGCACCACCUUCUGCACUUUGCAAGCGUGAUUACAAUAAACAAUCCCAAUCUUAAUGUUCGAUCUGAUGCCGAAAAUAAACCAAUCAAAAUGCGUCAUUUGUUCGCAUGUCAAAAAUACUUUGCUAUGAUUGGUCCAUUUUUGAAAUGGAUUGAAGAAAGCGAUCGGAAUCGCUUAUUAACCACAGCAGUUAGAAAUGCAGAAUUCAUAUUCAUAAUUAAAUUUGAAUACUCUGAAUUGCUUAGAAAUUAGUAGAUAUUGAUUCAUAUUUCUGAAACUGACUUGUGGAUAUCCUAAACUUUAAGGUGUUAGCUAAUUUGCCACUAAUCUAUCUAGAAUCUAGAUUGUAAAAUUAGUUUGUGUAAACCCUUCAUUCGUUAACCUGUAAUUUGCAAACGAAGAUGUAACAGGCAAAGGAGUGUCAUAAAACUUUGCGAAAUAAAGCUGCCGUGUGCGGGACAUAUCUGGUUAUUAUAUUGUAAUACUCUUAUAUCUUCUAGAUGGUAGUUAUUUAAUAUCAGCAAGUUUUGUACGGAUAUUUGCCUGUUUAAGGUAUAUAACAACAUACUUGUCAUAGGGAUUGAUUAUGGAAUUAUUAACAUGAAAUAACAAAACAUUUAUUCGUAAUUAAAAAUAUUAUUUUGCGUUAUAUUCAGUUGCUUUUAUUUCUAUAUUAAUUAUUGGGAAUUCAAAAGUACUUGGUGAUGGAAUUAUUGCGUGAAAUUGAAUUAAUAAAUACAUGUAUUACUUCGUUCCAAAGACACAAAUAAACAUUUAAGACCUCAAGUAAUUAUUUUGAGAAAUGAUAUUAUUUAGAACAUAUUUUAUGUAAUAGAAACUAAAUGUUUGAAUUUGUUACUGUUAUUGUAAAUAACAUUUUAUUGUCAUUUUAUUACUGCAAUGCGUGUAAUGUAUAGCAUGUAAAGAUAAACGAAAGCAUUCAAUGUUGUUUGUAUAUUUCGUGUAUUAGAGUUUCUAAUAAACUAAUUGUAAAACA
This is a messenger RNA of Manduca sexta (tobacco hornworm), 7493 nucleotides long. RefSeq names its product NPC intracellular cholesterol transporter 1 (gene Npc1a). The transcript has 25 exons. Bases 186 to 4130 code for a protein of 1314 amino acids. The record is from RefSeq and is a predicted model, not a curated record. Lineage: Eukaryota; Metazoa; Arthropoda; Insecta; Lepidoptera; Sphingidae. Gene Ontology annotation, molecular function: lipid carrier activity. Gene Ontology annotation, cellular component: membrane.